AUGAUUUACCAACACAAAGUUUCUUCAACCAUCACCCCAUCUCUACUAUCCUACCUCCCAUACUCCCUCCCCUUGCUUGGGCGCCUCGAAAAUUCACAACGUUCUUCAGCGUCUCUGAUCCUGGCUACGUUUCCAGAGUCAUCUUCUGGUCCUUAUGGGUUGUUCACAGCAGCGUACAUUGAUCAAUCCCGUCGUAGGGAAUCGCAGGCGUGGUUCUUUUGCUCUGCCGGUGAGCUGGAACUUAAGGUUGCCAAGACGCAGAUGCGCGAUAUGCUAUCUUAUAUCAAGUCCCGUCAGCCUGAGCCUACUCAGGGUAGAGAUGAGGAUAAGGAGGAAACAUUACUUAUUAUAGCGAGCUUAAACUCGUUACUCGUGAAUGUGGUCCAAGAUAUAUGUACUGCUGGAGGUGUCAGACUCUCUCAAGAGUUUAUGAAAUACCUUUUUCAUCAUUCUCCACCACCACCACCACCUUCACAAAUUGUUGACGGACUCGAGUUUGGCGAAUUGAGACCGGAGGAUAUGGGCCGUGUUAUAGCUACAUCUUCGAUUAGGCGUCACAAAGAUACUUUAUUAUUGCUGAAGAAUGUUGCAUUAUUUAAGGUCACUGGAGAUGAGAGAAUUCCUAUUGCGUGGGCAUUUAUUGGUUUCGACGGGUCACUAGCCACCUGGUGGGUUGAGAGAGAGUGGAGGGCGCGAGGAUGCGGAACGGCCGUUGCGAGAAAGGUUAUGCAGCAUUGGAGAAACGGAAGCAAUGAAGGAAAUUUGGCUCUCUGGGGGCAUGCGGAUGUGGCUGUGGACAAUUGGACCAGUAGAAGAGGUAUGGUAGGACUUGGCGGGGUAGAGGGUUGGAUUGUCAGAUGGCUCUAUGUUGACCUAAAUGGGCUUGGAAAUAAGUAG
Morchella sextelata is the source of this 897-nucleotide messenger RNA. RefSeq lists its product as uncharacterized. The record is from RefSeq and is a predicted model, not a curated record. Bases 1 to 897 code for a protein of 298 amino acids. NCBI's taxonomy places the organism in Eukaryota, Fungi, Ascomycota, Pezizomycetes, Pezizales, Morchellaceae. The transcript has a single exon.